CGGGCGGAGCUCGCUGAGCAGCCUGGGAGCGGCGGCGGCGGCCGGAGGAGCGGGCAGGAUCAGAGCACCUUGGAAUAAAUGUAAGGACAAAUUCUGCACUAGCUGAAACUACCUUAGAAAGUCAUGGCUGCUGCCCCACAUCUCAACUCAGAUGCCCUCCGGGAAGUCCUGGAAUGUCCCAUUUGCAUGGAGUCCUUUACAGAAGACCAACUGAGACCCAAACUCUUACACUGUGGGCACACCAUUUGCAGGCAAUGCUUGGAGAAACUGCUGGCGAACAGCAUUAAUGGGAUACGCUGCCCCUUCUGCAGCAAGAUCACUCGAAUCACAAACUUGGCUCAGCUGACUGACAACCUCACAGUGCUGAAGAUCAUAGACACUGCAGGGCUGAGCGAGGCUGUGGGGCUUCUCAUGUGCAAGGCUUGUGGAAGGAGGCUCCCCAGGCACUUCUGCAAGAGUUGCAACUUAGUUCUGUGUGAGCCAUGCAAAGAGAUGGAGCACGUGCAACGAGGGCACGACAUCAUUGCUAUCAAAGAGGCUGCCGAUGAGAGAAGGAAGGAAUUUGGGGCAAAGCUUGGCAGGUUACGGGAGCUCAUGGGGGAUCUGCAGAAGAAGAAAGCAUCACUGGAGGGGGUCUCCAAAGACUUGCAAGCCAGAUACAAAGCAGUCCUGCAGGAUUACAGCAAGGAGGAGCGCAAGAUCCAAGAGGAAUUGUCUCGGUCACGCAAGUUCUUCAUGAACUCUUUGUCAGAAGUGGAGAAAGUAAAUAACCAGAUAAUGGAAGAACAAGCUUAUCUGCUGAACUUAGCAGAGGUGCAGAUAGUGUCCCGGUGUGACUACUUCCUUGCCAAAAUUAAGCAGGGAGAUAUAGCUGUUUUGGAGGAGGCAGCAGAUGAAGAAGAGCCAGAGCUGACCAAUAACUUCCCAAGAGAGCUGACUCUGCAAGAGGUUGAGCUCCUCAAGGUGGGCCAUGUGGGGCCACUGCAGAUUGGGCAGGUGGUAAAGAAACCUCGGACUGUCAACAUGGAAGAAUCGCUGAUGGAGACUGUCGCAUCCUCAUCGGUGUCAUUUAGAGAGAUUGACGUGGGGCAGGAAGAGACUUGUUUGACACCAAACUCUUCACCGGCUAAGCCAAGGAUGCCUGAAACAGCCUCUAGUAUCCAACAGUGUAACUUCAUCAAGAAGAUGGGCUCUAAAGGCAGCCAGCCAGGGAUGUUUAAUCUUCCCGUCAGUCUCCAUGUCACUGUCCAGGGAGAGGUACUAGUGGCAGAUCGUGGCAAUUUCCGAAUCCAGGUAUUUACCCGCAAGGGCUUUCUGAAAGAGAUCCGGAGGAGCCCUAGUGGCAUCGAUAGCUUUGUACUGAGUUUCCUUGGAGCGGACCUACCUAAUUUGACUCCUCUUUCUGUCACCAUGAACUGCCAUGGUCUGAUAGGAGUGACUGAUAGCUAUGAUAACUCAGUAAAGGUGUAUACCAUGGAUGGACAUUGUGUGGCAUGUCACAGAAGCCAGCUAAGUAAGCCGUGGGGCAUCACUGCUCUGCCUUCUGGGCAGUUUGUUGUGACCGAUGUGGAAGGGGGAAAGCUUUGGUGUUUUACUGUGGACCGCAGCGUUGGCAUAGUUAAGUACAGUUGCCUAUGCAGUGCAGUGCGCCCAAAGUUUGUCACUUGUGACACUGAAGGAACUAUAUACUUCACUCAAGGGCUGGGACUCAACCUGGAGAACCGUCAGCAUGAGCACCACCUGGAAGGGGGCUUUUCAAUUGGCUCUGUUGGUCCGGAUGGGCAGCUAGGCCGCCAGAUCAGCCACUUCUUCUCGGAGAAUGAGGAUUUCCGGUGCAUUGCUGGGAUGUGUGUGGAUGCCAGGGGAGAUCUGAUUGUUGCGGACAGCAGCCGUAAAGAAAUUCUGCAUUUUCCUAAAGGAGGUGGCUACAACAUCUUAAUCAGAGAAGGACUCAUCUGCCCUGUUGGAAUAGCCAUUACACCCAAGGGGCAGCUGCUAGUGCUGGACUGCUGGGAUCACUGCAUUAAGAUCUACAGUUACCAUUUAAGGAGAUACUCAACACCGUAAGGGCAUUUCAGUGCAUAAAAGCGCCUCUCAUAGAUUCUUCCAGCCUCAUCACAACUUGACAGUAGUCAGUGCCAAACCUUCGGGUAGACUGCCAUACCAGUUUGGAGGGUGGCACAUAGGGGCCAUCUGUAUUUUGUGUUUAGAAAUCAAAUAGCUUGUGUGGUGUUUUUUUUUAUUUGUAAAAAAAAAAACCCCUUUGUUGGAGUGAAGGGUAUUUGGAGAGUACAGGUUUUGUGUCCAGUGACUGAUCACUCCAUAAACAUUACCUCCUUGUGCUGCAGCUUCCACCACUGCAUGUUUCUUUGUGCCAUAAACAUUGACUGACCAUUGUAAAUCGCUUUUCCUUAGAGGAUCAGAGAAGUGAUACUAGUCUCACCAUGAUGCUUGCGAGGAACUCAGUAGCAGUUGUCUGGACAACUAUGAUGGAAAAAACUUUCUGAUUACAGGACUGCAGCUGCCUAAAGCAAAACAGCCUUCCUAAACUGCAUAGAGCGGCAGGUGGCUUAAAGCUGAAGAGCAGGGGCUGGCUUACUCUGUCUUUCUAGUAUUUAGGAAAUUGUCUUCAUGGUGCCAUGGGUGAACCCAGCUUGGUCUUCGUGUUUAUUCAAUAUGAAGUGGGGACAGUGCAAUCCUGGAAGACUGACAGGAGCUAGAGAACCGCUCUCUAACUGCAAGCAGGAUUUUAUUAUAUGGAAAGAGUUUGAUUAGCAUGAGGAAAGUAUAAAGAGAGUAGGGGUAGGGAGGGAAGGGAGGCAGGGUCAAUGGGAAGAGAGAAUGGGAUGGCAAACCUAUUUAACAGAAUUGAUUUCAAUCUGUCAACAUUCAAAAUUGUUUUACUAUUAAAUGUAGCUUGGAAACUGUC
Messenger RNA from Gavialis gangeticus (Gharial), 2929 nucleotides. RefSeq names its product tripartite motif containing 32 (gene TRIM32). Gene Ontology annotation, molecular function: zinc ion binding; protein binding. Bases 124 to 2067 code for a protein of 647 amino acids. The transcript is spliced from 2 exons. The record is from RefSeq and is a predicted model, not a curated record. Lineage: Eukaryota; Metazoa; Chordata; Crocodylia; Gavialidae.